AUGGAGAAAACACGGGUUGCCAAGGUUGACAAUGUGACCUUGGCCCGCCGUGGAGACCAGGUCGACGGCGCCCUCCACCUCACCCCUCACCACCUAAUCUUCUCCUACACUCCUCUAAUCUCGAGCGAAGAUGCCGCUAAAGGUGUACCCAUAAGACCGAAAGAGCUCUGGAUUACCUACCCGAUCAUUUCCUUUUGCACUCUCCGACCGGCUCCCGCGGCCUCCCGCCAGCUCUCCUCCAUUCGCCUUCGAUGUCGCGACUUCACCUUUGUGUGCUUCUAUUUCACCAGCGAACAAAAGGCGAAGGAGGUGUUUGACAGUAUUAAACAAUGGACAUGCAAAUCUGGCAGACUGGAUAGGCUCUAUGCGUUUAGUUACCAGCCGCCGCCUCCAGAGAGGGAGUUCAAUGGGUGGGACUUGUAUGAUCCACGCAAGGAAUGGGAGCGCCAGGGUCUCUCUAAAGAGAACUCUGGCUGGAGAGUUUCGGAGAUCAACACUGAUUAUGGAUUCUCUCCGACCUACCCUGCACUGAUCCCCGUGCCCUCCUCGAUCUCAGACAACACACUCAACUAUGCCGGAAGAUAUCGCUCUAGACAGAGAAUCCCCGCACUCACAUAUCUCCACCCCGUCAACAAUUGCAGUAUCACACGGAGUUCCCAACCUCUGGUUGGUGUACGACAGAACCGCAGCAUCCAGGAUGAAAAGCUUCUCGCCACAAUUUUCUCGACUUCUCGCACGGAAAGACCGCUGGCUAGCUUUGCCAAAUUUACCCUGGACAGGGAAGCCUCCGACUCGAGCCAUGAUAGCGGAUCAACGACCGAUCUAGAUGUGUCAAAUGCCGAAGAGAUCGAAGAUGAAAUGCUCGCUGCUGCUCGUGCAGUCCAUCCUGAGGAACGUGCAAUUUAUGGUGCUCAGCAGCAAAAUUUGAUUGUUGAUGCGCGUCCUACCGUAAAUGCUUUUGCUAUGCAGGCCGUUGGCCUGGGCUCCGAGAACAUGGACAACUACAAGUUUGCCACCAAAGCCUACCUCGGGAUUGAUAACAUUCACGUUAUGCGUGACUCCUUGAAUAAGGUCAUUGACGCCCUGAAAGACACGGACGUUACCCCAUUGGGGCCGAAUCGCGACCAGCUUGCCCGGAGUGGCUGGCUAAAGCAUAUUGGGGGUAUCUUGGAAGGUGCACGCCUAAUCGCACGCCAGGUUGGUCUCCAGCAUUCUCACGUGCUCAUUCACUGCUCCGACGGCUGGGAUCGGACAAGCCAGUUGAGUGCGCUGAGUCAAAUUUGCCUGGACCCAUACUUCCGAACAAUGGAAGGUUUCAUGGUCCUGGUAGAGAAGGAUUGGAUGUCUUUUGGACACAUGUUCCGACACCGAUCGGGUCAUUUGAACAGUGAGAAGUGGUUCCAGAUUGAGAACGAGCGCAUUGGUGGUGAUACGGAAGGAGGAGGUGCAGGUCCUGCCAAGGCAAUCGAGAAUGCCUUCCUGAGUGCGAAAGGAUUCUUCAACCGGGACAAUACGAGCCGGGACUCUUUACCUGACUCCGAGGGAGAGCUCCAAAGCUAUGAUUCGGACAGUCCAACCAAAAAGCCGAGCUCCGCGCCUCGCAGCCUUGUCUCUGAGAAGGAGAUCACAAAGGUGAAAGAGACCAGCCCUGUUUUCCAUCAGUUCCUCGACGCCACAUACCAGCUGCUUCAUCAGUACCCGACACGGUUUGAGUUCAAUGAACGUUUCCUAAGACGACUUCUAUACCACCUUUACGCCUGCCAGUUUGGUACCUUCCUUUUCAACAAUGAGAAAGAGCGUGUGGACACGAACGCACGAGAGCGAACGCGGAGUGUAUGGGACUACUUCCUCGCUCGACGGGAACAAUUCACCAACCCAGAGUAUGAUCCCGUCGUUGACGACCACCAGCGUGGGAAGGAGAGGUUGAUCUUCCCUCGAGUCAAAGAGACUCGAUGGUGGAGCGAGGCGUUUGGCCGUUCUGACUCUGAGAUGAAUGGGCCUCUCAGCUCGACGGGAGGUGCUGGAACCGAAAGUCCUGGCUCAGGCCGAGCCCCGAUUCUGACUGGGAUUGAGACCGCCCACUCGACUGGGACAGGGCCAACCGGAACAGAUGUUCAACAUGUAGCAGCAUCUGGCAUUGCUGCUGUCACAGAGGGGGUCUCCCAUCUUGGUGUCUCAAAUGAUCACAAGAGGAGUUCCAAGGAGAGUGAAGCUAACAAGAUGGAGUUGGAAAUGCAAUAA
Molecule: messenger RNA, 2241 nt
Organism: Penicillium daleae
Lineage: Eukaryota; Fungi; Ascomycota; Eurotiomycetes; Eurotiales; Aspergillaceae
Product: phosphatidylinositol-3-phosphatase YMR1
Exons: 3
Coding region: 1-2241 (746 amino acids)
Biological process (GO): dephosphorylation
Molecular function (GO): phosphatase activity
Source: RefSeq, a predicted model, not a curated record